Messenger RNA from Tremella mesenterica DSM 1558, 1332 nucleotides. RefSeq lists its product as uncharacterized. Lineage: Eukaryota; Fungi; Basidiomycota; Tremellomycetes; Tremellales; Tremellaceae. The coding region runs from base 1 to 1332 and encodes 443 amino acids. The transcript is spliced from 2 exons. The record is from RefSeq and is a predicted model, not a curated record.
AUGUCAGAAGAAGAAUUUUGGCCCGAGUCUGAUAUCAAAGCAUGGGUACAAGCUCAACCUACAGAACAACAGACCGACCCUGCUGAACCACAAUCCCCACCUCUCGAAAUGCUUCCUCUCAUCGAAGUUGAAUCUCAAACAAUGGAGGUGAUACAAGAACGACCGAUGGAAGAAGUGGCGAUCACCCCGACCAAAUAUAUGCCUCCCGGAGUAGGAACAAGAAAACAUUCUACCUUGAGCGUUGGUCUCGGCGCUGGGUUACGACCAUCGUUAUUAGGACCACCGUCGAUUCUUCGUAGGUCAAGCGUCGUCGCUACAUACGAGACUUCCACUCAUCAAAUGAAAGAAGACAAGGAAAUGUCAAUACCAGAGAGAAUCCCCACGCCUUUCCCUUCCACUCAGUCCAGAUUAUCGGCAGUGUCAAUCGGACACCGACAUAGCGGAACUUCAAGACAUCUCGAUCGGGCGAGUGACUCGAUAGAACCGAGUGGUAUUCAACGUCGUUUCAGUGAAAGGACAAGAGAAAGACGCUCUUCUGAUCGUAUUCAAGAAAUUUUACCAAUAACUUUCGAACCGACCUUCACCUUGAAUACAGAUACACUUUCUCAACUUUUACUAUUCCUUCGACAACAUCCUUCUUCCUCUCCCGAAUUUCUCAUCCCACUUACCAUCGUGAUUCCAGAAGGUAUCCCCUUCUUCCCAUGUCUCAACGCUUUACGUAGGAUUCGACCUUCCCCGUCUCCACCUUUAUUCCCCAAUGUCGAAUUUCUCGUUCUAGGUCCUACCGCAUACACACGUUUGGCAAAAUACGACACAAUGGAAGAAGAUCCUUUUGUAGAGCUUUUGCCUCGAGUUUUGACCCCAAAACAUCUAUGUGUCACUAUGCCACCCCCUCGUCGACCGCGACCGUCUUUAUCUCGUCGGAUGAGCAACCAAAGUUGGGCAAGGGAGAUUGGGCGUGGGAUGAGGGAUGGACGAGCACGUAAGGGAGCAUCAAUAGGAAGGAAAGGAGGAUUCGAGUCAAGUGAAGAGGGAGGAAAAGAAAAAAGGAAGAACAAUAGGAAAGGUAGGAUUGAAGGUGGACCCUUGGAAAUAUGGGGAAUCUUGGAAAGUGUUACGGUACAUUAUCGAUUGGAAAGACCGGUUUUACCUCUUUCCACUAAGAAGUUGAGGACUUCUGCAUUAUAUGAGAUGGAUGGGGUUCCAACGGAAUCGGAGGGAAUGCCGGGAGGAAGUGUGGUAGGUUCUGAGUCGGUAAAAAAGGAGAGGGAGAGACGACAGGUGGAGGAGGAAGAAGAGAAUAAACCUUGUGUUUGUUGUGGGCAGAUGUGA